This is a messenger RNA of Anneissia japonica, 3498 nucleotides long. RefSeq names its product cilia- and flagella-associated protein 69-like. Gene Ontology annotation, biological process: positive regulation of flagellated sperm motility. The coding region runs from base 23 to 1915 and encodes 630 amino acids. Gene Ontology annotation, cellular component: non-motile cilium; sperm midpiece. The transcript is spliced from 15 exons. Lineage: Eukaryota; Metazoa; Echinodermata; Crinoidea; Comatulida; Comatulidae. The record is from RefSeq and is a predicted model, not a curated record.
GAGGGAUGCGUUUCUGGCUCAGAUGACCCAAGGAUAUAGCCAUUAUGACAGACAGCUAAGGAAUGAUUUGUUGGUAUUGAUAUCAUUAGCUGCAAGUCACUGUCCACAGGCUCCAUUCAUAGAAUCUGGUUUUGCUAAGCAGUUAAUGCUUUUUGCAACUUUCCAAGAAGUUCGAAGCCAUAACAUGUUGGUCAGACACCUCAAACUGUCUACGAACCACGAGGAUUUCGAGCUCAAGAAAUUGUUGAUGAACGUGAUUGUUGUCCUGAGCAAGGAGCCGGCUAUGAUUCCAAUUGUGAUCGAGGCUCACUUCCUGCUUGCGUUGCUGACGUAUGUUCGCAAUAAUGAGAACGCUUCGCAGCCUCAGGAGUGGUCGCCCUCACAAUUUGAGGAAUUGCAACUGCAUGCGAUGUCGUCACUCUGCACCAUUGCACCACAGUGCGUGCAGGAUUACAUGAGUUACCAAGGCAACACACGUCUUCUGUUGCUCUUGGAAUGGUGUGUUGGAAAAGAUGAUUAUGGCGGUCAUGGAAAUUCCUAUCAUGCAUUAGGAGGUCGUGGCAACAAGCGGGCUCAGAUGCGCUAUUGUUUGCAUCUUAUGCGCAGCAUGGUCUCAGCAGCGGACGAAGCAUGCAAUCAAGAUUUAGUUGACCAAGGCACUAUCAACCAACUUUUAGAAAUUCUGAGCAGUGCAAGCAGGUCUAGCUUUCCAGAUGAUGAAGUUGAUGUAGAGAUGCAGUGUGACAUGUUAUUUAUUCUUUCAACUCUUUGUGACGGAGACCUUCAUCGAAAGGAAUUAUUUGGGAGCAAAGGAGUAGAAGCUGUUUUGCAGUAUCUGAAGGUAAACCCAGAGAAGAUCUGCUUAGGCUUAGGUCAUCAUCGUCUUAUGGUGGCUUGUGUGGACUGCAUCUGGUCAUGCGUCAUCGCCGCCAGCAUUAAUGAAGACUUAUUUUUGACUGGAGAAGGAGUCUUUCUUCUAAUGAAUUUACUAGAGUGCUGUCCAGCUGAUAUGUACAAUCUGGUCCUUGGGUGCCUACUUGAUCUCUGUGAGAACCCCAAGUCAGUUGGUCACAUGAUGGCAUGGAGAGGUCAGGAGAACAGGACUGCUUGUAAUUUACUUGUUGACAUCUGGAGGAAAGAGGAAGCUGCUAUUGGGGUGAAGAGGGAUGCAAAUGGGUUUAUUACAGACCCUGCCAAUCCUUUGAUGGGAACUCUGCAGGCUAGAGAAGGGGUGGAGUCCCAGCCAGCGGACUGCACAAGCAGAGCCAUACUUGAUGUGUUCGAGAACCUAAGAGCCAAGAUUUAUUCUCUCUUCUGCAAGAUCGGUUUUGCCGACUUGCCCGGUCUAUCCGUUAAUGACCUGGUGACUCUCAGUAUCAUCGAGAAAUAUCUAGAGCUGAAGUCUGGUGAAGUGUGGGCCGAAGUCUUGACAGAAUUAGAACAGGAAGGUGUUAGACCAGUCACACCUGAUCAAGAAGCAAUGGAGGUGAUGGCGAGAGCAGCCACUGAACGUGUGAAUGCAGUGCUAGAGUCCCAGGGAGAACUUCUUGAAUCUCAACAGGAACAAGAUUUACUUGAUGAACAGGAUAUGUAUGCGGAGAUUCGCGACAACCAUAAACAGAAAGAAAAGGCAAUUGCUGACUGGAAGGACUUUGUAGCAAGAACGUCAGACUACUCUGUGCUCAAAAUUGCUAAGGAUAUGCAGAAGACCUCAAUAGAUGUUUCUAGAACAAGACUUGGUAUCAACGAAAGUGAUGUAUUCCAUGCAACUGACCUCCCUCAUCUUCAAACAACGACAUUUCAAGGUCGCAGUAUAGCUAUCAGAAGCACCCCUCUAAACAUUUCAGAAGAAGCUCUGAGUUUUAUACAAGAUAAGGAAGUCAAACUGAAAGAACGCUCUGCCGUGUUUGUCUAAGCAUGUCUACGUUACAGGUAUCCGGAGGAGCAGAUGGAGCAAUUGAUAACUAUAUAACACGGCAAAUCAAAAGCAACGUCAACAAUGUUAUACAACAUAAUGAGAACUUACUAAAAACAAUUGUAACAUAAUAAAUAAUAAAUCUUUGUAUAAAUAUAUAUAGUGUAUAUAUGAAUAUAUAAAGUCUCUAAUUAUUUAGUGAUUGCUGGGGUUUUUUUUAUUCGCUUGUUUAUUUAUAUUGUUUCCACUUGAAUAAUUAAGGAUAUUAUGAUUAUUAUGAAUUAUAAUUUAAUGUAUUGACUGACUAAAUAUAUCUACUUACUGCAUACAGACUUUUUUUACUGCUAUAUAUUUCCUGAAUUAAUUACAGUUAACAUACAUGUUAAUUAAAUUUAUAAGAUUAUAAUUUAUGAAAUGUAUUCAUAGAACAGACUUCUCAAGCACUACGGAGGUUUCGUAGGUGCUACAGAUGUACGGAAAUAGAUAAAAAAUACUGCAAAAAUUUAUCAUAGGCCCAGACCCAUAAAUAAUUGUUUUUUCUUGAAUAAUUGAGAAUAUUAUGAUUAUUAUGAAUUAUAAUUUAAUGUAUUCACUGACCAAAUAUAUCUAAUUACUGUCAUACAGACAGAAGAUGUACGGAAAUAGAUACAAAUACUACAAAAAAGUAACAUAGGCCUAGAUCCAUAAAUGUAUAUGUCCAGAACAAAUGAAUUACCCAGGAUCAUUAGUUACAUUGUCCCUAGACAUAUUUCUGAUAAAUUAUUGUGAAAAACGAAGAAAAAGUGGCCUUAAUAUAGUCAGGGAGAUGCUCCCUCCUGUUAAUUAUAAUUUAUUUCUAUAAUAAAUAAUAGUUUAUUUGUUCUACACCAAGUUUAAGUGGAACACAGGCAAGAUAACAGCUUUCCUGUCCUCUAUCCAGGGUGGUGUUAGCAGCACCAUAAUAUAACAUUAUACACCUUAAUUACAUUGUCCAACUGGACAUAUUAUCGUCAUCAUCAUUGAUAUUGUUGUUAUUAAAAAUAGCACUUAUUAGUUGGUUUAUAUUAAUCAUAUUUUGAGCUGAAAUAAGCAGAACAUUAACAGAAUAUAAGAGGUUUUUCUCAUUGACGGAAGUAUUGAAUAUUGAAAAGAUAUCAACAUUAUUAUUUCUGUAUAAACAGCAUAAUUGACAUGCAUUAUUUUUAGAUAGCUCAAGAAAAGAUAAUUUCAAAAAUAUGAAUUUUAGAAGUACUGUGUAGCCUUAUUAAAUCAGGCCUCUCACCAUAAUUUCAUAAAGGGGUUACCUGUGAGGGGGAGGGGUUGACAAAGCCCUCUGGCAUGGUCAAGGUGUAGAUCCCCUGAAACAAACAAAGAAUGGAGUUCGGUCAAAUUACAGGAAAUCCUGGUUAUUUGCUUGAUUACUGUACAUAGCAUUCAUUAAGAUGUUUCCAUUGCUGGUCAUCAUGCCAGCUUUAUUCAUGUGUGCAGAUAACAUUGUAUAUAAAACACUGUAUUUUAAAUGAUCAUUCCAUGUUGUAAUCUUAUGGACAGGAAACUUGAAAACACUGGCUCUUAUUUGUGGAAAUAAAUUUUAAAGAAAUUAA